UGCAAAUUAAAUUGGAGAUAAUGGAGCAUAAAAUAUUGGAUUAGGUUUGAGUAAGUGUACUUAACUUACAAAUUUAGAAUUAGUAUUAGGGUAAAAUCAAAUUGGGAAUGAUGGAGCUUCUACUAUUGGUACAGCACUUGGUAACUGCAAAUUGCUAACUAAUCUCAAAUUUUACAUUGGUUCAAAUUAAAUUGGAGAUAGUGGAGCAUAAAAUAUUGGAUUAGGUUUAAGUAAGUGUACUUAGCUUACUAAUUUAGAAUUUAGCAUAUA
Messenger RNA from Tetrahymena thermophila SB210, 270 nucleotides. RefSeq names its product translation initiation factor eIF-5A family protein. Gene Ontology annotation, molecular function: protein binding. NCBI's taxonomy places the organism in Eukaryota, Ciliophora, Oligohymenophorea, Hymenostomatida, Tetrahymenidae. The annotation marks the transcript as partial. The transcript has 3 exons. The record is from RefSeq and is a predicted model, not a curated record.